AUGGUUUUUAAUUUUCAGAAAGCACUUGGCAAGGUUUACAUUUUUAAUAUUUAUUUCUUGUGUUCAGUUGAAUCUCUUGGCGACCUGGCUGAGUGCUGCGCAAAACAAGAACCUGAGAGAAAUCAAUGCUUCCUGAAACACAAAGAUGAUGAUCUGGACAUCCCUCCAUUGGCGGCAACAGACCCCAGUGCAAUAUGCACUGCCUUUCAUCAAUUCGAACAGAAGGUUUUGGGAACGUUCAUAUAUGAAAUUGCCAGGAGACAUCCUUACUUUUAUGGCCCAGCGCUCCUGUACUAUACUCAGGAAUAUAAAGGAGAUUUGACAGAAGGCUGCCAAGGUGCUGGUGCAGAUGCCAGGCUGGGCCCAAAGUUGGAUGCCUUGCAAAAAGAAGUACUGCGUUCAGCUUACAGAGAGGAAUUCAAGUGUUCCAUGCUCCAAAAUAGCGGAGAAAAUGCUUUGCAAAAAUGGUUCGUAUCUGACCUGACCAAGAGAUUUCCUAAUGCUGACUUUAUGAUGGUUUCCAAAUUGGCAACAGAUUUUACCAAAGUCCACAAGGAAUGCUGCCAAAGUGACAUGCUUGAAUGUGCAGAUGACUGGGCAGAUCUUACAAAGUACAUGUGUGAAAAUCAAGCAUCAAUCUCUCCUACAUUGAAGGAAUGCUGUAAUAAGCCUGUGUUGGAAAAAUCUCACUGUCUUGCUGAGAAGGCAGGUGACAAUUCAGCUGCUAACGUAGCUGCUAACGUGGCUGCUAACCUAGCCCCAGUAACUGCUGCUUUUGUUGAAAAUAAGGACGUUUGCAAAAACUAUAUGGAGGCAAAAGAUGACUUCCUGGGCAAGUUUUUGUAUGAGUACUCAAAAAGGCAUCCCGACUACCCUGUGAAUCUUAUCUUUUCAUUAGCUCAAUUCUUUGAGUUGAAAAGGAAGAAACCUGCAUCUGGUCCUCUGGUGGAAUCCUGUAAACACAAUUCUUUUAUCUUUUAGCUUGAUGAAUUUCAGCCUCUUGUGAAUGAGCCACAUGAAAUAGUAAAAAAAACCUGUGAAGUUUUAGGAAACCUUGGAGAGUAUGGCUUCCAAAAUGUGGUCUUAGUUGAUUACACCAAGAAAGUACCCCAAGUGUCAACUCCAACUCUUGUGGAUUUCUCAAGAAAACUUGCAAGAGCGGGCAGUGAGUGUUGUAAGCUCCCUGAAUCACAGAGAACAGCUUGUUCUGAUGACCAUCUGUUCAAGAUCCUGAACAAGUUGUGUGUGGCACAUGAGAAGUCACCAGUGAGCGACAGAGUUACCAAAUGCUGCACAGGGUCAUUGGUGAACAGACCAUCAUGCUUUUAUGCUCUGGAGGUUGAUGAAACCUAUGUUCCCAAAGAAUUUAGUGCUGAAACAUUCACCUUCCAUGCAGAUGUAUGCACACUUCCCGAGCCUGAGCAACAAGUCAAGAAACAAACGUGAGGAGCAUUUCAUUCCUGCAUAUGUUUGUAAUCUUGAUACUGAGAACUGUCCAUUG
This is a messenger RNA of Myotis davidii, 1501 nucleotides long. RefSeq names its product serum albumin. The record is from RefSeq and is a predicted model, not a curated record. The transcript is spliced from 12 exons. Gene Ontology annotation, cellular component: blood microparticle; cytoplasm. Gene Ontology annotation, biological process: transport. NCBI's taxonomy places the organism in Eukaryota, Metazoa, Chordata, Mammalia, Chiroptera, Vespertilionidae.